CCAAAGCGUCAGCGGCAGCUUGUUUGGACAAGUUCCAAUGCGGUUUAGAAAUUUUAGAAUUGAUACAAGUAUUUGGUUCAUUGUUCUUCUACAAAGAGAAACUUAUGCGGGUUCAUUGCGUUCCACUCGCUCCCAGAAGGGCACAAAAAGGAGGAGGGGGACAAACCCGAGCUGUCUAUACAGAAACCUCAAGAUCAUCAGGGCCUUUAAACUCUCGCCCCCCGACUCACCGAUUGGGGGUAGUGAGUCACGAGAGGGGCCCCUCAUCCACAUUUCACAAAAACACCUAUUGGAACAAACCACAAGAGAAGAGGAGACGACAUUAGAAUUGCCUAAGACUUUGGUGGGAAUUUUGUCAACUGAGGGACAUAUCCCCUUUUAA
Messenger RNA from Acanthoscelides obtectus, 382 nucleotides. The record is from the annotation of a GenBank genome assembly. NCBI's taxonomy places the organism in Eukaryota, Metazoa, Arthropoda, Insecta, Coleoptera, Chrysomelidae.